Sus scrofa (pig) is the source of this 2981-nucleotide messenger RNA. It is a transcript of the gene HOMEZ, whose product is annotated as homeobox and leucine zipper encoding. Lineage: Eukaryota; Metazoa; Chordata; Mammalia; Artiodactyla; Suidae. Gene Ontology annotation, biological process: regulation of transcription by RNA polymerase II. Gene Ontology annotation, cellular component: nucleus. Gene Ontology annotation, molecular function: DNA-binding transcription factor activity, RNA polymerase II-specific; DNA binding. The record is from RefSeq and is a predicted model, not a curated record.
CGCCUCCAACUCGCUGGAGCUGGGCUGGGCUUGACCGGCGCGCUCUCGGGGGCGGGAGGGGGGCAAGUCCCGGUCCUGGCCCUCGGCGCGGGUGGGCUCGGAGCAGGCCGCACCGGGCAGCAACCCUAUUCUCACCCCGGAGGCCCCCUGCCCUUUCUCCCCCUUUCCCCCCGGCCCAUGGUGCGAGGCUGGGAGCCGCCGCCCGGGCCGGACAGCGCGAUCUCUGAAGGGCACAAGUCAGAAAGCACCAUGCCUCCUAAUAAAGAGGCCAGCAGUCUUAAUAGCUCCCCUGCGGGGCUCAUCUGUCUCCCUCCAAUUUCUGAGGAGCUACAGCUUGUGUGGACCCAAGCAGCCCAGACCAGUGAGCUGGAUGGCAAUGAACACUUGCUACAAACCUUCAGCUACUUUCCCUAUCCCAGUUUAGCAGACAUUGCCCUUCUCUGCCUACGCUAUGGGCUGCAGAUGGAGAAAGUCAAGACUUGGUUCAUGGCCCAGCGCCUCCGCUGUGGCAUUAGCUGGUCAUCCGAAGAAAUAGAAGAGACUCGAGCCCGUGUGGUCUACCAUCGGGACCAACUCCACUUCAAAUCCCUUCUCUCUUUCACUCAUCAUGCAGGGCGGCCCCCAGAGGAGGUGCCUCCUUCUCCGAUGCCACCUCCAGAACAAGUGGGUCUUGGAAUAGUGCCCCUGACUCUUAGCGAGCCCACCCAGAAGAAAGGAUUGAAGGUAGAGCCUGAGGAGUCCUCAGAGCCACUGAGUCACCAGAAAGCAAAAGAGCCCCUGUUGGUACCUGGCACUGGGACAUUCCCCCACCAAUCAAACUUUUGGCAGGAUCUUCAGAGCAGUGGCUUCUCUAAAGGGCAGGCAGGCAGGGAUCCCGACCAGUCCCACGGCCUAGGUACUGCUUCCUGGAACCACUCCACAGCUGUCCACCAGCCCCGAGCUCGGGAUAAGCCCCCGCCCAUCUCAUUACUUGCCAGUAGUUGCAAGAAGGAGUCCGCAUCUAAUGUGACUCCUCCUUCCUCUACCUCUUCUUCCUCUUUCCAGGUACUGGCUAAUGGAGCUACUGCCACCUCUAAACCCCUCCAGCCACUGGGCUGUAUCCCACAGCCACCAUCACCCAAGGAACAGGCACUACCCCCACAUCUGGAGCCAGCCUGGCCCCAGGGGCUAAGGCAUAACUCAGCACCAGGGAGGGUUGGCCCUGCAGAGUACCUUUCCCCAGAUAUGCAGCGCCAGCGAAAGACCAAGCGCAAAACCAAAGAGCAGCUGGCUAUCCUCAAAUCAUUUUUCCUACAGUGCCAGUGGGCACGGCGUGAGGAUUACCAUAAAUUAGAGCAGAUCACUGGUUUACCUCGGCCUGAGAUUAUUCAGUGGUUUGGUGACACACGCUAUGCCUUGAAGCAUGGGCAACUAAAAUGGUUUCGGGACAACGCAGUACCUGGGGCCCCUAGCUUCCAGGAUCCAGCAAUUCCCACACCACCACCUUCAACCCGCUCCUUGAAUGAUUGGGCUGAGACACCACCUCUGCCGAAUCCCCCACCCCCACCGGAUAUACGACCCCUGGAGAGGUACUGGUCAACCCACCAACAGCUACGGCAGAGCGAUAUCCCUCAACUGAGUCAGGCAUCAAGGCUGAGCACCCAGCAGGUAUUGGAUUGGUUUGACUCUCGAUUACCUGAGCCAGCUGAAGUGGUGGUUUGUCUAGAUGAAGAGGAGGAAGAGGAGGAGGAAGAACUGCCAGAAGACUGUGAGGAUGAAGAGGAGGAGGAAGAAGACGAUGAUGAUGAUGACGAUGAUGUGAUCAUCCAGGACUGAGUGGGGGGCGAGGGGAGGUCUGUUACUAAAAGAUGAACCAACUUAGUAACUGUUUAAACAAAGAAACCACAUUUUUUUAUAAUUACCUUGUGGCAAAGAACUGAAAAGCUUUGUGUUCUUGAGGGUCGGGACUGGGGGAUGUAGUGAGGGAAACCAGGAAGGAUGACCAAGGCACAAAGUGAGGUGGGGAUUGGAUGGGCAGGAAUCCAGGCCUGCAGCCUCAAUGAAGAGAGUGCCAAGGGUCUGGUCCAAAUGAUGGGGCCGGAAAAGGCUCUUGCUCUCCUCUCAGAUCUGCCAUACUUUUCCCUACUGUACUACAGAGAGGCCAGGCUUUGGCCCAUGUCUAUGGGGGAAGGCAAAGGAGGAGUAAAGAAUUUUGAUUCACUGAUGAUUCCAGUACAUCCCCCAGUCCCACCAUUUUCCCUGGAACAUAAAGCUGCCUUGCACCCCUUCUUUUCUCUCCAAGCACAGGUCCUUGCAUAAUGCAGCUAAGAAUCUCAUGUCCCCAUCAGUCACAAAUAUUUCCUCUCCCUCAUAUCAGCUUGACUUUAUAUGUUUUCCUGCUGCUUUUAUCGAGUCACACAGGGAGCAGAAUGUUUUCAUUUCUGAUGCUGGGACCACUAUGCCUUGUACCUUUUUAUCUUUCCAGAAUCCCCAUUCUGUUUAUUAUUUGUCUCAGGGUAAAUCUUCCCCCCAGAGCUUGUGAAAAAGUUUAAUAAUUGGGUGGAGAAUAAUUUAGACUGGAUAUUUAUUGGAGGUGGGAUUUAGGCGAGAUGUCCUUUUAAAAAUGAAUUAGAUUACAGAGGGAUAAGAGGAGAGGGAAUGGUUUCUACUGUUUGGAAGGACGGUGAAGGUAGGUACCAGGUUUGGUUUUACAAACCUGACACUCCCUCCUGCCUAGCUUGACAGAGACUGAUUUUUUAUCUUUUUCAUGUUAGUUUAAUUUGUGUCCAGAGAAGAGACUUUUCCCUCUCUUGAUAGGAUCUGUCUUGGGGACAGAGGGACCAUGGUCUUUAACUGAAUUAAUUGAUGUUUUAGAAUGGUUUUCAUCAGAUGGGGUCACCUAUAACAAUAUCAGUGGGUUAACCAUCUGGAAAUAAAAGGUUGGAAGCCCCCAAUUACUAGAAUAAUAAUAAAAAGGCCAAAAAUAAAAUUGUUUCUCUCUC